Lactuca sativa (garden lettuce) is the source of this 657-nucleotide messenger RNA. RefSeq lists its product as uncharacterized. Lineage: Eukaryota; Viridiplantae; Streptophyta; Magnoliopsida; Asterales; Asteraceae. The record is from RefSeq and is a predicted model, not a curated record.
AUGGAAGCAAUCAUGGAUGCCCAUGGGUUAUGCGAUGCCAUUAAGCCACCAACUGGAGUGAUUGUGGAUGAGAAAAAGAGCAAGCAGGCUCGAGCUUUCAUCUUUCAAUCUAUACCAAAGGAGAUUCUUGCACAGGCUGCCAAGAAGAAUACAACCAAGGAAGUUUGGGACUCUCUAAAGUUACGGUAUGUGGGUGCAAAGAGGGUCCAAAAGGCAAGACUAAGAGUACUCAAGAAUGAGUUUGAAGCACUUGAAAUGAAGGAGUCUGAAACCAUAGAUGAUUAUGCAGGAAAUAUAUCAGCCAUGAUUUCAAAGUUUGGGAGUGCAGGGGAAAUAUUCGCAGAUGAAGAAUUGGUGAGAAAGCUAUUCGACACAGUUCCGAAGAGGUUUAUAAACCUGGUGGCAUCAAUUGAACAAAGUUGUGAUAUGGAAUCGAUGCCAUUUGAAGAAGCAAUUGUGCAUUUGAAGGCUUAUGAGGACAGGCUCCAGCUCUGGAAGGCAAGCACACAGGGAGAUAAUGCCCUGCUGCUUGCCAAGGCAGAAGGCUCGUCAAUCCACCGGAGUCCAAGCAAGCAAAAUUCAACAAGUGGUCAAGGAAGGGGCGGAAGAGGCAGCACACGAGGGCGAGGCUCGUCUCGUGGCAGAGGUGGGCAUUGA